Anas platyrhynchos (mallard) is the source of this 9035-nucleotide messenger RNA. It is a transcript of the gene PLEKHG4, whose product is annotated as pleckstrin homology and RhoGEF domain containing G4. NCBI's taxonomy places the organism in Eukaryota, Metazoa, Chordata, Aves, Anseriformes, Anatidae. Gene Ontology annotation, molecular function: guanyl-nucleotide exchange factor activity. The record is from RefSeq and is a predicted model, not a curated record.
UUGUCACUUCUGGAGGCUGUUGCCUGCCUGCACGGUGACCUUCCCCGCUCCCGGGCAGUUUUCUGGCCCCUGGCCAUCUUAAACAAUUAAUGGAGGGGUGGAGAAACUUGCCAUGUUAAAUUACUUCCUCCUUUGGGAGGGGGCGAGGUCUCCACAUCUUGCCUGAUACCAAUGCAGUUUGUUGCCGCUGCCUGAAGCGGUCACUGCCUCUCUUGUUUUCCUUCCAGAAGUUACAAAAACAGCGUUUCUCGGGGCUCUUUGCUAUUCCUCAGCGUUUUUCUGCCUAACCCGUAGCGCUUCCCUGAGAUCUCGCAGAGCGGAGAAACUUCCCUGAACUUGGAGAAAAAGCAAAGCCGAGCGGAGAGGAGAGGAGAAGAGAGGGGGGCGUUUUUGCUGGGAGAAACCUCCCCACGACGCUGGAGACCUUCUUGGGAUGUCUGCGGUGGGCUCGUUCUCCUCCAGCAGCUUCUCAGACCUGCGAAAGCAUCUCCCUGCCACGGAGCAUCCUCGCUGAGCAGGCACCGGGCGCGGCGAAGGACGCAGCGAUGCCGUAAGGAGCAGCCCACGAGUGUCCGCUGGCUCUGCCCGUGUCCCUGAGGUCCCUGAGGGGCUGGGGAGCUCGGCACCCUGCGUGAUGUCCCUCCAGCGCCGAGCCCUGGGGUUGGCUGUCAGAGAAACCUUGGAGGUCCCCUGCUCGGUAGUGUCAUGAGUUAGAUUAGUUGGAGCCGCGCUGGGGGCGGCGAGGGCUUGGAUUACAGUCCGGGACUCCAAGUGCUUCGGUAGUUCACGUCGGAGGGGAGAGGAGACGCCCCGUCGCGGCACACAUGGAGGAAAACGAGAAGAAACGCCGCUUUUGGAAGUGAGGGGGGGAUAAAGGAGGCCGAGAAGAUGGACUCGGAGUCGCUGGACGGUUGCAUUCAGAGUACGUUAUCGGCGCUCUACCCUCCGUUCGAGGCUACCGCAGCCACUGUGCUGUGCCAAGUUUUUGAUGUGGUGGAGAAGACGUACCGUGGGGAUGGACUGCGCUACCUCAUAGACUUCCUGAUCCCAGCCAAGCACAUCCUGCAGUGCAUUCAGCAGGAUGCCUGUGUUCAGUACUGUGGCUUGCUGUUUCGCCACGAGGGCUGGCCCCUGUGCAUUCACGAGAAGAUCGUAGUCCAGCUGGCUUCCAUUGACUGGCGAAUCCUGAAGCCUGGUGACUUCUACCUGCAGGUGGUUCCCUAUCUGAAGAAGUCUCCACGGAUUGUAUUGAAAUGUCUGGCGAAGGACAAGCAUAAUGUAGAAGAAGUUGUGAUUCCAGAAGUCUCCUAUACCUCUAUUUUCACUCUGGAAUGGUUGAGCACUAUCAAUGGAGAGCGGAUGGGUAUAGCACUGGAAAAUUGUUUACUAACCACUGACGAUAAGAUAUUUCGUGUUCCCUGGGAUAAUGUGGUUAAUCCUGAAUUUAUAAACAAACCAAAAGUAAUUGAAAAUAAUAUCAUCACUCCAGAAACAGCAGAGGAACCUUCGGCUUUGUGCCUCCCUAUGGACCAUGCUGAGCGCAGCUCACCAGACCUAGAAUCUCAGUAUCUACAGGAACCAAGUCCGAAUAGGGACAACCUGGUUAGCAGCCCAGCUCCACAGUUAGGUGAAACUCUUGUCAAUGGUGUGUGUACAAAUGCUGUGCCUGAAGAGGACUUGAAAAGUGACAUUGAAGGGGAGUACGUUGAGCUUGCAGAAGUUUCGCUGCCCUGCUUUGGGCCACAGACAGGCUCUUUAACCCAGUCAGUGCCUUUAAGUUACCUGACUCAGCCCAGGACACGAGUGAAUGCAUCUAAAGGCAAGCACAGGUUUAUUGUCAUUCAAGACAGCACCUACUCCAAGAACUUAAUUCAGCCGGCACUUAUGCAAAAGGAGCGCUGUCAGAUGGACGCUCUGAGGACUUCUACAGAAGUUCUCAAAAAUGUAAUUCCUGUGGAAAGCGACAGGAUGAUGGCCCAUGAGGAACUGUCUCCAGAAGGUCAGCUGCUGUCGGGUGGCCCUGGAAGCAUGGGGAACAGCUCUCCUGCGGCUGCAUCUCCUGCCUGUGGUGCAGAAGAUUCCUCCCCUGCAGAGCAGGAGACGUGCAGCGAGCACUCCAUCGACUGGCGGUACGCGCUGUGCAGCUACAGUGACGUGUGUGCCGGAGAUGGUGCCAGCUGCAGAGCACAGAUGACUGGUUCUACUGGAAAUAUGCAAGUGGAAGGCGAUGGUCCUAGCAGAAAUCCUGGUGUUGAUGUAUUGGAGCAGAGCCCAGAAACAAAGCUAGAUGCUGCUGCUGAAGAGGGCAUUCAGAAGGGACAUGGAGAACCACUGGCAGAGUGUCAAAGUGAGGUGACACAGAUGGAUUCCUCUCCUGUGUCUGGCCCGGGGCCUUUGGGACCAUGCUGCACGCUGAAGGAAGAUCCUGGGAUUUCUUGGCAGAGUGUUGGUGAAAGCACCGCACCGGUCCAGGCCGCUGCAUUGCCUGUUGUGCCUGAGAGUGUGGAUUUAGGUGUGGGGAGAGGCUCUCCUUCAGGGAGCGUGACAGAUGCUUGCUGUGGUGAUCAGGAAGAGAAUACGAGUUCUCCGUUAAAUCCUCCAGAACAGAUGAACCAAGGAGAAGCAGAUGAAGAAGAGCUGGGAAGAAGAGAAGGCUCUGAGGAAGUCAAAGAGAUUGAACAAACGCUGGCUGUAAAUGGGAAUGAGACCAGCCACAGCUACGGCACUGUCAGAGCUCCUGCGGGUGGGCUCCUGGCAGAUGGAAAAGAGCAAGAGGUCUCUGCUUGUCAGCACAAGAAAGGUGAAGAAGCCGUGCUACUCCCAGCUGCUCUGUCAGCAGAGAGUGAGGAGGUGGCAGGGCAGUUGGAUACCAGUGACCCUUCGGUGGGUCUUGACGCACAAGCAGAAAGCUCAAGUCAAUGCAAAACCCUCCUGUGCGGAGAGAGGCGUGAGGAACAGCAAAGAUGGGCAGAAAACCAAGGCCAUGGAAGUGAAGCGAGCUCUGUGCUGAACCCAGAGUGCGUUGCAGCACAGGACUUGCAGGGAGGGGAGGAGAACCAGGGAAGUUUUUGUGAUGGGGAAAAGUCCAAGACUGGAGCCUUAAAAACACUGGAAUCCAUUACGGAGGAGCUGGAGGUUGGACCAUCGUCCUCGGGGCCUGCUGAGGGCAACCCGGAGCCCACCGCUCUGCAGUCCCACCACGAGGCAGUUCCUGGAGCGUCACCUCCUAAAGGUACAGCAGGGAUGGUGCUGGAAGGGGCAGAGACGGCAAAAGAAACGACUGGCACGGCUGCGUCGAAGCCGGCGGGUAAGGUCUGCACCCCGGAGGAAACCUCAACAGCUGCUGUUCCCCCCAAAUCCCCGGCUUCUGGGGCCGCCUGGGGUGGCCGGCCUGCGCCUUCCAUAGUCAAGGAUGUGAACCCAGAGGUGCUGAGGAGCGGGGUUGCCUGCCUGCCAGGUACCAGAGAUAAAUCGGGACGUGCAGUGGCGAUAAUCACGACGAGGAACACGAUCUGGUUAAACCCCCACUGCAACACCACUGAGCUUGUGCGCCUCCUCCUGUACUUGCACAGCAUUCCAAGACCCGAGUGCCAGGCUUUGGGUCUGACUGUCCUUGUGGAUGCUCGUCGCUGCUCGCCGGUGCCUGCGCUCUUCAAGGCCUUCAGCAUCUUGCAGGACAUGGAUCCUCACUGUAUUCAUGGAGUACUGCUUCUGGUUGAAAGAGAUCUGACUUUUCGGGUGGAGAAGCCAGCAGCAGGACAGUUUGAGAUUCUCACCUCCAUGAAAUCCCUCCAUAAGCACAUAGACAGCUCCCAGCUGCCGCUAGAACUGGAUGGGACCUUCCCUUACUGCCACCGGGACUGGUUAAGCUUCCGCAUGAAACUGGAACACUUGCUACAAGGAUGCCAAGGGGCUUAUGCCUUCCUCCAGGGAGCCAUUCACAAAGUGGAAUCUGGGAAACUACCAGAAAGAGCUGAGGAGGCGGCUGUGCUGCUGAGGAAUUACAGGCAGUUGAUGAAGAACGUUCUGGAAGACGCACGGCUGGUCCGGCUGCAGCUGGAGGGUGGAGCGCUCCUGGCCAGGCUGAGGAAGGAGGAAUCUUGUGUCACCCUCACCCGUGACUACAGGGACUCGCUGGAUGCCGCUGGUGCGUUUUAUAAUCGAGUCGAUGAGGGCGUGCACCGCCUGGUGAUGCUGUCCAACAAACGCAUCCAGGAGCUGGAGCUGGUGAUGGAGUUUGAGAAAGUGGAAGAAUGUUUUAAGGAGGUCAGCAGUUGGAUCGAGAAUGUUGGCAGGAAAAGGCUAAAGGAGAUGAUCAACCUGGACGAUUCUUUGGAGAUGCUGCUUCAAGCACAGAAGCAGUUCAGGGAGUUUGAUCUUGUUGCCAGCGAAUACUGCAGAAGGGGGCAGGAAGCACUGAAGAAGAUGGAUCGAUGGGAAGACUUCUCCUCUGUGGACGUGCACUCUUACCGAGUGAAGCUGCAGACCUACAGAGAUCAGCUGGAGGAGUUCUGCACUCAACUGGAUGAAAACAGGCACCGGGUCUGCGAGACAGUCAGGCUGUACGAAUUCUUUGACAAGGCGUACGAGUGGGCCUUGGAAGGGAUGCGACACCUCGCCUGCAUCAGCAUGGAGGACUGCAGCUCCGCCGAGCACUGCGCGGGGGUCAUCAAGUGCCUGGAGAGCUACAAGGGGCAGCACCCGGACAUCAGCGACGCCCGCUUCCAGGAGAUGAAGGAGCUGGCCUGCGAGCUGAAGAGCGAAAAAGGACUCAAGCAGUGGAAGUUUGCGUGGUCCAAGUGCCAGGAGACCAAGCUGGUUUUCGAAAAGAAGCUGGAAGCGGCCCUGAGAACCAGGAGGUCGCUGCUGGCAGACCGCAAAGCAGCCGUGGGGGAGCAGGCACGGGCUGGCAGCGAGGCUGGCACCCUGUGCCCACGCAGGCACUCAGAGGGGGCCACCCCCGGGCCGCCCUGGGACAGGACUUGCAGCACAUCCCAUGGCUACAGCAGGCCCGGCCGCUCUGCGGGCUGGACUAAAGAGCAAAUCCCUUCUCCCACCCUGAGCUGCCCCGGUGAUUUUGGUGCUGGGGACGAAUUUGCCUGCCAAGCUGCUCUCGGGGCCGGGCCCCACUGCGGCCGAGUUCCUUUUGGAAGCGGGGCCGUCAAGUCACCCAAACUGCCCGAGGAAAAGUCGAACCUGGAGAGCAUUUUGGAAAGCCUGGAGGUGAAACCCUCCUGCGCCUCCACUCCAUCCGCUGGGAAGCCCCCUCCCAGGAGGAUGCUCCGCAAAGCCCAGAGCUUCGACCUGCCCUGCGGUGAGAGCCUGUGGUCGGGCUGCCAGAGGACGCUGAGCGAGCCGGCCAGGUACGGCAACACCGGCGUCUUUAUUAAGGGGCUGGAGGUGAGCAGCACGGAGCUGGUGGACAGGACGUUCGCGCUGCGGCACGGCGCUCACAGCUGGGCUGCGGACUGCCUGCUGGAGGGACAGAGGGGCUGCGGCUCCGCCACCGAAGCCAAGAGCUGGGGCAGCAAGCUGCGGCACAUCAUUGACGAGAUGGUGACCACGGAGCGGGAGUACGUGAGGUCGCUGUGCUACAUCAUCGACAGCUACUUCCCCGAGAUGGAGCGCCUCGACCUCCCCCAGGACCUGCGUGGGAAGCGCAGCGUCAUUUUUGGGAACCUGGAGAAACUCUACGACUUCCACAGCCAGUAUUUUCUGCGGGAGCUCGAGAGCUGCUGCAACCACCCGCUGCGCGUCAGCCACUGCUUCCUGCGGCACAAAGACCAGUUUGGGAUGUACGCCUUGUACAGCAAGAACAAGCCGAAGUCGGACUCGCUGCUGGCCAGCCACGGGAACACCUUCUUCAAGUUCAAGCAGGUGCAGCUGGGGGAUAAGAUGGACCUGGCCUCCUACCUGCUGAAACCCAUCCAGCGCAUGAGCAAAUACGCCCUGCUCCUGAAGGACCUGAUCAAGGAGUGCAGCGAGGCGCAAGAGCAGGAGCUGGGCUACCUCCGAGCGGCUGAGGAGAUGGUGAAGUUCCAGCUGCGGCACGGGAACGACCUGCUGGCCAUGGAUGCCAUCCGCGACUGUGACGUGAACCUGAAGGAGCAGGGGCAGCUGGUGCGGCAGGACGAGUUCACCAUCUGGCUGGGCCGCAGGAAGUGCCAGCGACACGUCUUCCUCUUUGAGGACCUGAUCCUGUUCAGCAAGCCCAAGAGGAUCGAGGGUGGCUUUGAUGUCUAUAUCUACAAGCGCUCCUUCAAGACCGCAGACAUCGGUCUGACGGAGAACUCUGGGGACAGCGGGCUGCGCUUCGAGAUCUGGUUCCGAAGACGAAAGUCGAGCGACACCUACAUCCUCCAGGCCAGCUCAGCCGAGACCAAGCAGGCUUGGACCAGCGACAUUGCCAAGAUCCUGUGGCAGCAGGCAGCCCGCAAUAAAGGUGUGAUUCCUUCCCAGGGCGUCUGUGCCGCAAAAGAAAUCCGCAUGCAGGAGAUGGUGUCCAUGGGCGUGGGCAACAAGCCGUUCCUGGACAUCAAACCCAGCGAGGCAGCUAUCAAUGACCGUGCUAUUGAUUACAUCAUGAAAGGCAGAGGCGCCAGGACCAGAGCAUCAAUCGCAGUGUCUCUGUUCGACCAUUCCAACCCGUACAAGAGGACUCAGGCGCAGCUCUCUGCUGGCAGCACCGCUGCUGCGUACGGCCCUUCCUCCUCCUCCCUGCUGGGGCCCCUCAACCUGCACAUGUACCUGGACCAGGCUCUGCUGCCAGGCGUCCUGGCCCCCAGACGCCCCUUUGACGUUGGUGCCUGCAUCGAGGAGGAUGAGCUGGAGCACGAGACGAGCAGCCAGCCCUCACUGACAACAGAGAGCUCCGAGUCAUCACACUGCAUGUCAGGCAGCGGCUCCAGCGGCUCCGACAGCGGCUGUGUCUCCAGCAUCCCACAAGAAAGCUUCUGUGAAGACAUGGGCUCACCCACCUACAUGCCCCUGGGCUCACAACACAGCUCAGCGAUGGAGGAGAAACCCUCGGUUCACGAACAGCCAGUACAUUUCUGCAAAAGCAGGCCAGGUCACCAUAAGUCCCUCGACAAUAGUGUGAUCCCCUCUGCACACGUAUACGGCCUAAGGAAGUGGAGUUGUUGUUUGAUUGCCAUUUCAAACUCACUGAAGACCCCAGGCCUCUGACCAGCAGAAGGAGACAGUCUUCAUCCGUGAAGAUACUUUUACACAUAAUCAGGCUCUUUCAGACAGUCCAAAACCUGACUUCUGGCUGGGGGGAAGUCCCGAGAAGGUUUCUGUCAACUACGCUUAAUAGCUUUGGUGUUGGAUGGGACCUUGGGCAUUCAAAAUUUGUUAGCCCUAUAUUUAUGAGUAAUAAGUAACAUAGCUGUUUGAAAAAAAUGUAUUAUUUUUAAAGCUAUGUGCUGUACAGAUUUUUUUUUUUGUUACAAGUGACUCUGUUACUGUUUGUUCUCUAAGCUGCACAUUUUAUAAAGUUUUUGGAAGGGCAAGAAGAGAAACCAAGGUAUUUAAGAAAAGUAGUGUAACUUCCUGUUUCAGGGUUAUAUUGACCUGGAGCUCAAGAUUAACGUCCUUCCUUAUGUUCUAAAUAUGUCUAUCAUAGCAAUAAUUUAUUUUCUUGGCUUAACACUUCUGUUUUAAUAAAAGCAAUUCCAUUGUUACAGUGAAUUGUUUCUUCCCACGAUUCUCCCAGUGCCUCAGUGCUGAGCUUCUCUCUGUCUUAACCAUCUCCCAGCUCUUGCUGACUCUUCGGUCUCCCUGUGCGACUGCCGCGCUAACCAUCUGCCAGCUCAGCCGCUGUUCUCAUGCGUGACCUCAGGAGUGUUCCUCAGGAGAGGGGCCGGGUCCCCCGGUGGCAGCGUGUGGAGACCAAAGCAGAGCAGGGAGCGUAGCAGGUGGGUGAGGAGGACACAGCUCCCCUAUUCCAAGGUCCUCUCCUCCUGGUUUGUGCCACUCAGCCCCCACAGGCAGAUUCCAGCCACACGAGGUGAAUGACAAAGUUCAGCCUGCAGCGUGCCUUGUCCCAGGGGCCAGGCUGUGCCCCAGGAUUUGGGGUGCUGGGGACUGGCCGCUUGCUUUGCUGCUGACCUAGCCCCUCUCCAGGUCCUUACUCUUGGUCCAUUCAGCGUUGCUUGUUUGAGGAGGUUUGGGUGGUGGUGGCAUCUGAGACAACAGCUUCUGAGUAUCUAGGUUUAGUGCAAUGCUCCACCUUAAAUGCGUGAUGUCUGAAGUAGGACAACGUAACUGCAGGACAGCUGUGUCCUGCGUCCCAAAGGUGCCUGUUAAUGCAGAGUAACAUCAAAGCUCCCUGCAGGGCUGUGAUGCUGUCUUGGUGCUCUUGGAGGAAAGUUGAAGAUCAGCGUUUUUUUGGAAGCUGCAGUUACUUACUGCCAAGCUCCUGCUUACUCCUGGUUUGUGAAGUGCUGUAAAUCAGCAUCCCCCAGACGCGAGAGAAACGGUGUCACAUUUGGCCUUUAUGGAGCAGGAAUUUAUUCAGUUGCAGUUUCACCCGUAGCUGCUGCUGGGGUGGAGAAGCUGCUUGGUCCCCGCAGUGCAUUGCUGUAGUCUCAGAUGUAAACCCUCAUAGCCACGUGAGUUACCCUCCGCGUAUAAACUAUGUUCAUUCAAGUCUGGAAAUUCCUGUACUGUACAUAAAACACUUGUUUAAUAAGCCGAAUGUUUUUUAAAACUUGUUCUUUUUUUAGACAGCAAAUAGAGCACAGUUGACACCUUUGUACAAAAUUGUGUGGGAAACAGUUGCACAGGGAAGAUUUUAGAAGUUACUAUUUUAAAAUAAGUAAGUUAAUGCAAGAUUUUGGGCUGCCAAGACAGUAAUAGCUCAUGUCACAAGAGGGAAAGAAGUUACUAAUGCGACAAAAGGAACAUGAAAUUUUCUGAAUUUCUCAAAAGGUUUUUACAUUGCUGGAAAAAAAAAAAAACUUUAAUGUUUACCUGAUGCUGUUUUUUCAGGGUUUGAUUGAUUUGUCUAAUAAAGGUUAUUUUCUUUAUAUGAA